UUAGAUUUAGAUAAAAGCGCGUAAAGGCAGAGAAGACAAAACAUAGGUCACGUGUCAUCCUCACGUGCCCAUCUUCGUCUUCACCCAAAUGGGCAUUCGUUUGCCACGCGCCUUCCUGUGCUUUCUACAAUCCCGCCACACUUUUUCUCCUUCACGACACCUUUCAAGACGGCCUCUCCCAAUUUCCAUUUACCCAUCUGACAUAUAUAUAUAUAUAUAUAUACACAUAUAUAUAUUUUGGUUUUUUUGUUAGUAAUAUUUAUUUUUCUGUUUGUAUAAAUAUAAAGAUCUUGUUUUCCUACAAACCCUUUUGAUUUUUCUUGCUCAGUUUGUUUCUUACAAUAUCUUCUUGAGGGGUUUGUUUGAUAUUGCUUACCAUUUUUUUUUUCCUUUCUGAAAGUAUGAGCAAUUGUCUGACUUCUUGGUGAAUUUAGCAAUUCUCUGUUUGGUUGGAGUUCCAUACUGGCAUUGAAUUAAUCUAUAAACAUGGGUUCUGAGGAUGCUGUUCCAUUGGUUGAAACGGUCAAUAUGGCGGUUGAGGAAUCUGCAGACCGGGCUUCUCGUGGAAAAAAGAAUCAGAGGAAAGUUUCUAGAAGAAUCCACAAGGCUGAGAGGGAGAAACAGAAGCGUGAGCAUUUAAACGAGCUGUUUCUUGGGCUGUAUAAUGCUCUUGAAUUGAGUCAGCAGAACAAUGGCAAGGCCUCUGUACUAUGCGAAGCUACUCGGUUUUUAAAAGAUUUGCUUGUUCAGAUUGAGUGCCUUCGAAAGGAGCAUGCAUCCCUUUUGUCUGAAUCUCAAUAUGUGGCUACUGAGAAGAAUGAACUAAGAGAUGAGAACUCUACUCUCAAAAAUCAGAUUGAGAAACUGCAAAGCGAAUUGGAAGCAAGGAUAGUCCAGUCUAAACCGGAUCUCAAUGUUCCACCUCCUGUGGAAUAUAAGGCACCAGAGUUUGCAUCCCAUUUUGUUGGAGAUUCUCUUGCAAUGCCUGCUGCAGAACCUGCAUUACCACAACCAUCUGCUGUCUUUGUAGUUCCCCUCCGGCCAGAUCUCCAAGCUUAUCCAUUGCCUGGUGCCACUCAACCACCCUCCAACCCUAUCUCACAGGUGAGCAAACCGCAUGCCAGAUAUCCGACGUCAGCGGACUCCUGGCCAUCUCAACUUCUUGAUGAGCAGCUGAAAACAGGCAAGGAAUUUCCGCACAGCGAGAGCAAUAGCGGUAAUUCUAGUGAUAGGGAAUGAAGCCCUGAUAACAUGUAAAGAGUCUACAUUCAUUUACAUUGGCAAUGAGCAAAUUGCUCUCCUUAUUUUGGGUUUAAUUGGAAUGCCACUGUUAGUGAGUUUGUAAAUUGUACAAUGGUUGAUAGUAGUAGAAGUGUGAAAAAAAUAGGACAUAACAGAUUAGACCUGCCAACUUAGCUUAAUCUGAGAUGUUUGGUUUCCAUUGAAGAGAUUAUUGAUUUGAUAUGGUUUAAAAAACGACUGAAAACUGAAACGUACGUAGUCUAGGAAACAAAAGUAAUAAUAGGAUUAAUCAAUCCAUUGUGUAUGUUUGUGUAUUUUCUAGAGUUGAAUGCCCUAUUUGAUUUAAUUAUUUGUCUUGUA
Messenger RNA from Ziziphus jujuba (common jujube), 1602 nucleotides. Its product is annotated as transcription factor bHLH47. The coding region runs from base 487 to 1239 and encodes 250 amino acids. Gene Ontology annotation, molecular function: protein dimerization activity. The transcript is spliced from 6 exons. The record is from RefSeq and is a predicted model, not a curated record. Lineage: Eukaryota; Viridiplantae; Streptophyta; Magnoliopsida; Rosales; Rhamnaceae.